Messenger RNA from Anastrepha ludens (Mexican fruit fly), 1993 nucleotides. Its product is annotated as probable serine/threonine-protein kinase mps1. Bases 332 to 1684 code for a protein of 450 amino acids. Gene Ontology annotation, biological process: positive regulation of actin filament bundle assembly. Gene Ontology annotation, molecular function: actin binding. NCBI's taxonomy places the organism in Eukaryota, Metazoa, Arthropoda, Insecta, Diptera, Tephritidae. The record is from RefSeq and is a predicted model, not a curated record. The transcript is spliced from 9 exons. Gene Ontology annotation, cellular component: nucleus; actin cytoskeleton; Z disc.
AACGAGUCGGUCCCGUAUGUGUCGGACUAUCACGAUUGGACUGUAUAUUUAAAAUGCGACCUCCGUAGUCGAGUGCGCUAGAGAGCAUUCUUUGGUUUUUCACCGAGAUUCGAACCUACGUUCUCUCUGAGAAUUCCGAAUGGUAGUCACGCACCCACCCAUUCGGCUAUGGCGUGAAAAUAUCAAACAAAGGUUAAAACGACUCUCACCGACUGAUUUAACUACAUAUAAGAUUUACUGCACCGAGGAAAGUUUAGCUACUGGACGAAAUUGCAAAGAUUUUGUAAAGUUGUCAUUUAAACAGAAAUUAUAAUACAAACACUCAAAAACAAUGGAACCAAAUACUGAGACCGCGGAGGUUAAAAAAAAUUUGGAAUAUAGCGAUGCAGUUGAAACCCCCUAUGAGAAAGUCAAAAUAGAAGAUUGUUCCGAUGACAGUGAUCACAUUGAUGGGCCAACCAUUGUCCAAUUGCCGAUCAAAUACUCAAAGGCAGAAAUGAAGACUGAAGCUAAGUCUGAGGAUAUUAUUGAGGAAGUCGGGCUAGACAGCGAUGAAGAGGAAGGCGAAAGUGGUAGCGAUGUGGUAGAAACGGUGAAAAUAAUGGAUAAACCCGAAAUUGCGGCAGUUGUUGAAGAAAACAAUAAUGAGAGGUCAACGAUUUCAUCUAGUGAUGACAAAUCAGUGGGGGUAGAGACAGCCUCCUCUACACUAAUAACUAUGAAAACGGCUGUAACGGAUGUAAAUUUGGUGGCAAGUUCCGAAGUAGCAGAACAGCAACAAGCAAAGGAGGAAAAAGAAAAUGUGAUAGAUGAAGAAAAUGAGGAAGAAGACAUAAAUAGCGGCGAAGAAGCUCACUUGGGAGUCGAGGCUAAGGAGGAGCAAGUAACUACUGACCCCGGUACAACAGAAUUAAAAGUAAAAUUAAAUGAAAAUGCGGCAACAAUGCGAAAAGUAGUUUUAUGUGCUGCGCAACCGCUUAUCGAUGAUACGCAACUUAACCAGCAGCAGCCACAGCAUGUCCAAGGGGAAAACUGGAAUGAAACUAUUAAGAAUAUCAUUUCGGAUGUCGAAUCAAAUAUAGAACAGGAAAGUAUUGCUAUACUGAAGCAAAAGCAGAAGGAGUUGCUAGAAAAACAGCAAGAAUUAGCACAGCAAAUACGUCAACAACAAUUAAUUGCUCAACAAUUAGCCGCUGAAAAUCUAAUCCACCAACAACAAUUAGAGCAACAAAAACAACCAGAACAAGAAACACAAACUAAUCAUACUUCAUUCCAACACCAGCCAACACUAAUCACACCUUAUCAGCCAAAAGGAAAUAUUUCGAAAUAUUCGACAAUCGAGGAAACUAAAGAUGAACAUGGUUACACCCGAAAAACAGAAACUUACGAGUCAAAGGAGUCUUCAAAUGCUACGAAACAUAUUGACUUGCACAAGAUCUUCACUCCAGCAACAGAUGCUGAAGAGAUUUUGCCGAGAAAUAGAAAGCUGUAUUCUUCAUCAGCAUUUUAUUCUCCGGCUUUGCAUCCCACGGUGGAAGAUCAAGUUGAGCUAGCACGCAGAAUAUCACAUUCUUUGAGCGAUAUUAGCAACCAGAAAUCAAAAGGCCAAUCGAUGUACGUGAAUCGUAAAAAGCGCUCCGUUAAGUGGGUGCACGAGGGUGCUGGUCAAGUAACAAAUUUAUAGUGCGCACAUUGACCGACGUAUCGUAGUGCCUUACCGCAGCCCGAAGAGAACACAAAAUUGAGCAAAACUUACCCCGUAUGGAUCAACAGCGUUCUUUUAGUUACAUAUUUGAACAUCACAUCGGUUGGUGCUUGGUUGUAUCUACACAAUGUUGCCAUUGAUAUUUUUGCUUACACUCUUUUUCACACAUCCCCGUUAUCAGUUACAAAUUUUCAUGGUUUAAUAAACCAAAGCCAAAAACCAACAAAUACAAAUAGUUCAUUUAUCUAUAAUUAACAUUAUUCAACAUUGUUUUUAAGUUAUUUUAAC